AUGUCAGAGUAUGUACCGAUAGAAAUUCAGGCGGAAAUCUUGAAAAGGCUUCCUUUAAAGCCGUUAAUCCAAUUCCGAUCUGUAUCAAAAUCAUAUAAGUGUUUGAUCGACAGCCCCAAUUUCGUUGAUUCUUACAGUGUUGGUCAUCCUCAGCCCCCCGGUGAUCGUUUCAUUCUAAGGUACGUAAAUUAUGACCCUAAAUAUCUAACUUUGGUCGAUAAUGAUGAUCAUAGUUUUGCUCAACAACAACUUAUUCCCGUUUUUCCUGACCCCUUUUACACACUUAGUGUCGUUGGUGGCUCUCAUGGUUUGUUGUGCUUUUACGGUUAUUACGAAUAUCGAUACCAUAUGUUCCUUCUUUGGAAUCCUGCGAUACGGAAAUCCGUUGGUAUUCAAGUGCCAGUUAUGUAUGAUGAAAAAGUUGGGAAUAUUGGAUUUGAUGAUGUUGUUGGUUUUGGGGUUUGUCCUGUCACUUUUGAUCCUACUAUUAUCAAGAUUAGAUGUGUUAAUUAUAAGCAGAAAAUGAAAGAUAUGCCUGACAUUAGCGUUCCUUGGAAAGUUCGAGUUUUUACUUUGAGUACUGGGACUUGGAGUAUUCUAUCUACCGAUCUGCCCCGUGAAGCUAUUAGACUUAGUGGGUCUCAGGUUGUUAUCGAUAGGUUUAUUUAUUGGCUUGCUUAUGAUUAUAUGCUUGAGAUGAAGAUGGUCGAUCUCAAUCACAUUCUCUGA
Messenger RNA from Erigeron canadensis, 729 nucleotides. RefSeq names its product putative F-box protein At1g47765. Lineage: Eukaryota; Viridiplantae; Streptophyta; Magnoliopsida; Asterales; Asteraceae. Gene Ontology annotation, molecular function: protein binding. Bases 1 to 729 code for a protein of 242 amino acids. The record is from RefSeq and is a predicted model, not a curated record. The transcript has a single exon.